AGAGAAAAACCGGACACUUCUCAUUAGUGUUUGACUGCGGACCGUGAGUCAUGGGUGAACUGACGGCAUCUUUUAAGUUUAAUGGAAACUUUGCGAAAUGAUGACAAAGGUGCAUAAACUUAGACAGCACUUACACAGAACUUUAUGAAGUACAUCAGUGGAGAGUUAACAGGGCUGUCGGACUGCACUCGAUGCGCACAAGGCGCAUUUUCUAAGCUGAAGCUGUUGGAUGUAACGAUCGUUAUUUUUAAAAAUCUGUUUUUACUUGGAAGUCAUGGCACUAUAUUUUGUUUGCUUAUUGACUCUAUUGGCGCUGAUUUUGCCUGGAGAUAUUUGGGGAGCAGGAACGUACGAGUCACGAUACACUCAACAUGUGGAUGAGAGUCAGUCUGUAUCAGCUGCACAGAGUGGAUCUAAGGUGACCAGCAGACACAGGAACUGGUGUGCCUACGUAGUAACAAAGACUGUAAGUUGUGUAAUGGAAGAUGGAGUGGAGACGUAUGUGAAACCUGAAUACCAGCGUUGUGCUUGGGGCCAGUGUUCCCAUGUGGUUUUGUAUCGGACCUAUAGAAAACCACGGUACAAGGUUGCCUAUAAAAUGGUCACAGAGAUGGAAUGGAAGUGCUGUUAUGGCUACUCAGGAGAUGAUUGCAGUGAUGGCAGGGGCAGAACUACUGGUGAAGAAGGGAGAAGUGACAGCGAAAAGAUUAGACAACUUGAGGAACAAAUUCAAAAUCUCCAGUCAACCUUAUACAACAUGAAUAAGAAAUUACAUGAAGAAUCUCGAAGGGAAGGCAUCAGUGGUGGCAACAAUCUGGCCGAUGCAGCCCAGCCAGGGAUGAGAGAGACCAUUCACAGCAUCCAGACCAAGCUGGACAUGCUGGACAACAUGACACAGGUCCAUGAUAGAACCCUCACCAGCAUCAACAACCACCUUGUGGGCGGCAAUGGAAUCGGAAAUGAGUUGGACAGUCGCUAUGGCACACUGAAAGAGGAGAUUCUCAGGGAGCUGGAAAGGCGGGUGACACUGUCUUGCUUGUCAUGUCAAACUGGAGUGGAGGGCAUUCAAAGGCAACAGCAGGAAGACAGAGAGAGGAUCCGAGCUCUGGAGAAGCACAUCAGUGUGAUGGAGCAGCACCACCAACAAACUGUAGAUUUGCUCAAGAAGGAACUAUCACACUAUCAGAGUUGCUGUGAUUCACUGAGCGAUCUGGACAGGAGGCUUGGUGCCACUGAGAGGAAGGUCAGUUCGACUGCAGAGACAUAUGAUAUCCUUAGAGGACGUCUUGAGAAAGAGUUGAGAGGAUCAGGCAAUGGCAAUGGCAAUGGCAAUGGCGGUCGGGGAAAAGCGCUUGAUGAAAAACUAAACAGCCGUCUUAGAGAACUGGAGAGAAGGCUGAAUGGGACUGUGAGAAAAACCGAGCAAAAAUGCUCCCAUACUGAGACAAGUAUGAAGGAGUUUGUCCACCGAGAGAUCGGCCAGAUAAAGAACUCUGUCCUCAGUCGAAACGAUGAUCAUGGUUAUAGAAUAUCUACCGUGGAGAUUGAUGUCCAAGACUUGAAGCGUUUCAUUAACGACCACAAAAAUGAUCUGGAAAGGUUAGGGAACAAAACAACUGAUCUCGACAGUGGGCUUAAGUCAGCGAUUAAUUUGUGCACAGAGACGUGCGUUUCAAAAGGGAGUGAGACAGCAGAUACUGUGAAAAGCCUGGAAUGGAAGGUUGUUGCCAAUGAGGAGGACAUUAAGAAGUUUGACACCAAACUAAAGGAUUUAAGUGUGUCUGGUGACUCCUUAUUGCACCGUAUUAUAGAUCUCAGCCAAGACGUUAAAAAAAUUAAGGAUCUGACAGGACAUAACGGAGAGCACUUUAACCAAAUCGUCACCGAUGUGGAGAAUAUGUUACGUGAUUGUGACGUAUGCAAUACGAUAAAGGAAGAACUUAGUACAAUAAGAAACAUAACCAGCCAUACUUUUAACAAGUUCCAGGGAGAACUUAUAGAUUUACACAGAAAAGUAGAUUCAGAUGAGUAUGCUUGCUCGCUGGUAUGCUCAAACCUCCAGGAGGAAGUGGGCAAACUGAAAGAAGAGGUUGAGAAAUGCACAGGCCAAUGCGUGAUCAGCAUGGCUAACCAUCAGAGGAACAUGGAUAAUCAAAAUACCAUAACUCGCAAGCUUGGCAAAGACCUCAAGUCCAUUCAGGGUGAGCUCACAGGGGUAAUCCAAAUGUUCAGCUCCAUCAAUGACACUCUGAAAGGCCUCAGGAACACCAUACAGGGGCAUGAAAACUCUAUUUUUGAGCUGGACUCGUCUAAGGAAAGAAUUUACUCUGAAUUAGAUCAGAUUCAGGAUGAUCUGAACAAGCACAAAGUAGACAGUAAAGUGCGUUUCGAUGGCAUCAGUAGCUUUAACAGCAAUUUGAUGAUUGAAAUGGGAGAAUGCAAACUUUCUCGAGAAGGGCUGGAUAAGAGGCUCUCGAAGAUGGAGGAUGCCUGCGGUAGACUGGAUUCCUUGUCAGUAAACCUUCAGACAAUCAAAGAUGGCCUGAACAAACACGUUUCUGGGCUUUGGACAUGUGUUAAUGACCUAAACUCCACAGUUAUCUCUCACGGUGAGGCCAUCAACAGCAUUCAGAAUGUUCACUUAGAGAACAUUCAUGGCAAAAUGAACAAUCUCAACUCUUCCAUACUGCAUGUCCUCAAGAAGUUCCAGAGCUUCAUUGAAGAGGACUUCACUGGACCUCCUGGACCACCUGGUCCUCAGGGAGAGAAAGGAUCCAAAGGACCAGCUGGGCCUCAAGGACCUCCAGGCAGAGAAGGACCACAAGGGAAAGUAGGGCCAAUAGGACCCCCAGGCCUCAGAGGUGAACAAGGACCUCCUGGAGAGGAUGCAAACGUCCCAAGACUGUCAUUCUCAGCAGCACUCACACGACCGCAACCCAAUGCAGGCACUAUUGUCUUCAACAAGGUCUUUGUCAAUGAAAGAAAGGCCUACAAUCCAAAGACAGGUAUGUUCACUGCACCUGUGAAGGGGCGAUACUUCUUCAGUGCAGUCCUGACAGGUCACAAGAAUGUCAAGAUCGAGGCAGUCUUGUCUAAAUCCAAUUAUGGAAUUGCCCGCGGAGAUUCAGCAGGCUAUCAGCCUGAGGGUCUUGAGAAACCCAUGGCAGAGGCACAGCACACUCCUGGCUCCCUGGUCAUCUUCAACAUCAUACUUCCUCUGGAGAAGGGAGAUACUGUCUGCAUUGACCUGGUCACAGGUAAACUUGCCCACUCUGUGGAGCCCCUUACGAUCUUCAGUGGGAUGUUGCUCUAUGAGGAAGACGACAGAUUGUAAGACCCAUCUGAGACUCAGUGAGGACAAUUUCAGAUGUAAACAUUUGUAUCUGGACAUAACUUUUUUGAAGAACAGUUAUACAUAUUCAGUGUUGAAUAAGGUUUAUAAUACAAAUUAUAUGCAGGUUUUGUUUAUAGCAGGCC
Messenger RNA from Sinocyclocheilus anshuiensis, 3477 nucleotides. Its product is annotated as EMILIN-1-like. The coding region runs from base 275 to 3334 and encodes 1019 amino acids. NCBI's taxonomy places the organism in Eukaryota, Metazoa, Chordata, Actinopteri, Cypriniformes, Cyprinidae. The transcript is spliced from 8 exons. Gene Ontology annotation, molecular function: protein binding. The record is from RefSeq and is a predicted model, not a curated record.